Messenger RNA from Theileria annulata, 2076 nucleotides. RefSeq names its product metallopeptidase, putative. NCBI's taxonomy places the organism in Eukaryota, Apicomplexa, Aconoidasida, Piroplasmida, Theileriidae. The record is from RefSeq and is a predicted model, not a curated record. The transcript has 5 exons. Gene Ontology annotation, cellular component: chloroplast thylakoid. The coding region runs from base 1 to 2076 and encodes 691 amino acids. Gene Ontology annotation, molecular function: ATP-dependent peptidase activity; ATP hydrolysis activity; metalloendopeptidase activity. Gene Ontology annotation, biological process: proteolysis.
AUGAUAAGGAAAUAUACAAUAGCUCUUAUUAGGGGUUUAUCCCAUAAGGGAAGAAUCGGAGGAAUCGCCUACUCGUUUUAUGUACCAAAACGCUCAAUCACCCACUCUUCAACAAGAAUAUACAGCUUAAAAAGAUCAAUAGAUGAAGAUAUACUUAGAGGGAAACUAAAUGAACUAAACCUGAGAGAAGCAAAUAAUUAUGAUCCAAAGAUUGUGAUUAGAGCAGUUGAAUCCUGCCAUAACAAUGCAUUCCCUAAAGAUGAAGGAGUUUUAAAGGAAUAUUUAAGGGCUCUGGUUUUAUCCAAUACACUUUAUAGUAGAUCCCUUAGACCUCUGGUGGAGCAACCAAACACAAACUUUACAGAUAAUAAAUUAAAUGAUAAAAUUUUAAAUUUGUUAGAUCGCAAUGAGUUACACCUCAAGGUGGAUGAAAAGAACCCAAUCCACGUAGUAGUUAACCCCUCAUCAGGGAAUAAUGUGUGGAAAUUCAUGAAGAAGUUCGUUUCUUUUUCAACUCUGGCACUGUUCUUUGGAAGCUUUAUACUCAUGUUUAACCAGAACCUACAUAGAAGUAUGAAACACUCAUUCAAAGUAAUAACACCAGACGAGUCUGACACAACAUUCGAUGACGUAAAGGGAUGUGAUGAGGUCAGGGAAGAGCUCGAGGAAAUGAUAGAGUACCUAAAGGAACCAGCAAAAUUCUCAAAGCUUGGAGCUAAACUACCAAAAGGAAUACUUUUGGCAGGAAGCCCAGGAACAGGAAAAACACUCAUUGCAAGAGCACUGGCAAGUGAAGCUGGAGUGCCGUUCAUUCACGCCUCAGGGUCAGAAUUUGAAGAGAUGUUUGUAGGAGUUGGAGCAAGGAGAAUAAGAGACCUCUUUACAACCGCAAAAUCAAUCUCGCCGUGCAUAGUUUUCAUAGAUGAACUGGACGCAGUGGGAAGUAGAAGGUCAUCAAUGGACCACAACAGUGUUAGAAUGACCUUGAACCAGCUCCUGGUUGAGUUGGACGGCUUUGCGAAACACGAGGGAAUAGUUGUUCUCUGCGCAACUAACUUCCCUGAAAGCCUUGACCCAGCACUAGUGAGACCUGGAAGAUUAGAUAAAACAGUGUAUAUACCUCUACCUGAUAUGAAGGGAAGGCUAGAAAUACUUAAACACUACGCUAGCAAAAUGAUUUUAUCUAGUGACAUCGACCUUACAACGAUGGCUAAGCGCACUGUGGGUAUGACAGGAGCUGACCUUUUCAACAUAUUAAACACGGCUGCGCUCAAAUGCUCUGUCAAGGGCCUUUCAGCAAUAACAGCCACUGCACUUGAGGAGGCUUUUGAUAGAGUUGUUGUUGGUUUGAAGGGCAAACCGUUAAUAAAUGAGCGUGAAAGGAAGUCGACGGCAUACCAUGAGGGAGGCCACACUCUAGUAAGUCUCCACACAAACUCGGCCACGAAGGUCCACAAAGCAACAAUUCUUCCAAGAGGUAACACCCUCGGUGUCACAUGGAAAAUACCAGAAGAGAAAAAGGAUACUAGGAUGAACGAGCUCAAGGCUGAAAUCGAUGUUCUAAUGGGGGGUAUGGCUGCAGAGGAGGUCAUUUACGGCAAAGAAAACGUGACUACAGGAUGUCAAAGUGAUUUAAAGAGAGCCACUGAAAUUGCCAAGACUCUGGUAUUUUUCAAAAUUUUAAUUUUAAUUUCUCAGGUCAUGCAGUUUGGAGUUGGACUUAAGGACGUUGUGGGUCCAAUGUUCGUAGACACUCAAAGCUAUAAAGAACUGAGUGAAGAUUUGAGGAAGAAAAUAGACUCAACAGUCCAAUCAAUUCUCGAUGAAUCAUAUGCUAGGGCUGUUACAAUCAUAAAGAACAAUGUUAACCAGCUCCAUAGGCUUUCUGAGGCCUUGGUGGAGUACGAGACUUUAAACUACGAUGAGAUAUUAAAGGCAAUUGAGGGUAGGCUUGAGAUGGGUGUGCUCAGGAUCAACCCCAGAGAUCAGAAAAACAAGGUUUCCAACAUUAAAAUCAAGUCAACUGGAGACUUGAUAACCGAAACUCAAACUCAACACUCAUUUAAAUCUAACUAA